CUAAAAAUCCAAUCUUUUUUUUCGCCUUUCUUCUUGUUCCCAUGGCGACUCCCGUUCCCAGGCCUUCUUCCAAGCUCUCCAGGUCUGUUUCCGCAUCCCUUAACCCUCCCAAUUCCGCCUCCUCCUCGUCCAAAUCCCUACCUCCUUCCUAUUCUUCUUCGCUUUCCUCCCAUCUCGCCAUGGUGGAGCUCAAAUCGCGUGCCCUCGCCGCGCUAUCCAAGCUCUCCGACCGCGACACGCACCAGAUCGCCGUCGAAGAACUCGAGAAGAUUAUCCGGACCCUCCCAGCUACCGGCGUCCCGAUGCUCCUCCACGCCCUCAUCCACGACCCCGCCGUGUCCUCGCCGGGCCCCCAGAACCUACCCGCGUCGAAGCAGUCUUCGUUCCUCGUCGCCCGGCGUGAGUCCCUCCGCCUCCUAGCGCUUCUAUGCGCCUGUCACACCGACGCGGCCUCGGCGCACCUACCCAGGAUCAUCGCUCACAUCGUCCGACGCCUCAGGGACCCUACUCCCGAUUCCUUUGUCCGAGAAGCCUGCCGCGACGCCGCCGGCUCGCUGGCCACUUUGUACCUCCGCCCAUCGAUUGCGGCUGCGGCUGCGGCAGAAGACGGCCCUGGCGGAGGAGGAUCGUCGCCGGUGGUGGGGCUGUUCGUGAAACCGUUCUUUGAGGCAAUGGCGGAGCAGAACAAGGUGGUGCAGGGAGGGGCUGCUAUGUGUCUCGCGAAGGUGGUAGAGUGUGGGGGGAUAGGAGAGGAUGGGAAGAUUGCAGCAGCAGGGUCGAUGUUCCAGAGACUAUGCCCUAGGAUAUUUAAGACGCUCGGUAGCCAGAGCUUUCUAGCGAAAGGAGCAUUGCUUUCAGUUGUCUCUAGCCUCGCUCAGGUAGGAGCUAUUAAUCCCCAGAGCAUACAACAAAUACUGCAAAUAAUUUGUGAAUGCCUUGAGAAUAGUGACUGGGCUACCCGUAAGGCAGCUGCUGAUACACUGUGUGUGUUAGCCUCUUGCUUAAGCCAUUUGCUUGGUGAUGGUGCUGCAGCAACCAUAGCCACACUCGAGGCUUGCCGCUUUGACAAGGUAAAACCUUGCAGAGAUAGCAUAAUGGAGGCAUUGCAAUUAUGGAAGAAGAUUAAAGGAGAGGAUGGAAUUUCACCAAAGAAAAAAGAAUCUAGGAAAUUGGAAUUAGUUGAUAAUGAAGAAAAGAGAGAUCAAGAUGGGUUUGAUCGUGGUAAAGUUCAGGAGUCAUUAAAGAUUUCAUAUGCUGCUUCUUCAUCUAGUGAAAAUGAGCCUGUAUUAAAAGGAAACAGCACUAACAUGCCAGAGAAAGCAGCUGCGCUUUUAAGGAAAAAGGCACCUACUUUGACAGACAAAGAGUUGAACCCAGAAUUCUUCCAGAAACUUGAGAACAGGAGUUUGGAUGACUUACCUGUAGAAGUAAUGGUACCUCAUAAGCGCUUGCAGUCCUCUCAUUCACAAAUUGAAGGGCAACAAGAAACUUGCAGACACUUGGUAGGAACACCAAACAGUGAUGGAACAAUACCUGCACAAUUAGAUAAUUCUCAUGGAUAUAAAAAUUCAAAUGCAUGGGACAAGCGGCCGGAACAGAGACUAUUCUGGGCAAAAGAUUCAAAAGCAAAACUUGUUGAUGUCGAUGAUAGAAGUGAGGGAUCUAUGAAAGAUUUACCUCUAGGUCAGUCAGAGGUUACUAGAUUGGAUGCCCAUACUGAAGGUACAUUUAUAAGUAAUAAAGCUAGUUGGUCAGCGAUACAGAGACAGUUAGCUCAACUGGAGAGGCAACAGACCAGUAUCAUGAAUAUGUUGCAGGACUUUAUGGGAGGCUCCCAUGAUAAUAUGGUGAAUCUAGAAAAUAGAGUCAGAGGUCUUGAGAGAGUCGUGGAAGAAAUGGCUCAUGAUUUGGCUAUGUCAUCUGGAAGGAGAGGAGGAAGCAUGUUUCUACAGUUUGACAAUUCUCCAGCUAGAUCUUCAUAUACGAGCUCAAAGUUUAGUAGGCUUGGCGAGAUGCGACUUCCAUUUUCUGAAAGGUAUUUCUCAUCUGGCAGUGUAGUUUCUGGUGUAAAGGGAAGAGAUUCUCCAAGGAGGUCUGAAUCAGAAACAUGUGAUUCUUCUGGAUACACAAUAUCCAGAAAUGGUUUUUUCAACUCAAAGGGUUUUGGCACUGUUCCAGUGGAUGGUGGGGUACCCAGAGCUAAUCAUGACACUGAUCGAGUCAGUGGCAGGAGGGCUUGGAACAAGGGAUCAGGAUCAGCCAGGCUUGGUGAAGGACCUUCAGCAAGAAGUGUUUGGCGAUCUUCAAAGGAUGAGGCUACCCUGGAAGCUAUUCGAGUAGCUGGGGAAGAUAAUGGUACUUCUAGAAAUUCUGCAUGCAUACCUGUUCCCCAAUUAGAUGCUGAAGCUUUAACAGAUGACAAUCGAGGGGCAGAUAGGGGUCCACUCUGGGCAUCUUGGACUCGUGCCAUGGAUUUACUUCAUAUUGGUGAUAUCGAUUCAGCUUAUGCAGGGAUUCUUUCAACUAGUGAUGACUUAUUGCUUGUAAAGCUGAUGGAUAAAUCAGGCCCAGUUUUUGACCAGCUUUCUGGUGAAAUAGUAAAUCAAGUCUUGCACGCGGUUGGGCAGUUUGUUCUUGAACAAAGUUUGUUUGAUAUAGCAUUAAGCUGGCUUCAACAGUUGUCAGACCUUGUAGAAAAUGACGCUAACUUCCUUAGGAUUCCACUUGAAUUGAAGAGGGAGAUUUUGUUGAAUCUCCAUGAAGCUUGUACGCUAGAACUUCCAGAAAAUUGGGAGGGGGCACUUCCAGACCAACUAAUGAUGCAUUUAGGUUCAGCUUGGGGACUCAAUUUGCAACAGCUUAUCAAGUAAGCAUCUAACAAAGCUAACGAGGGAAAAGAACAUAUAACAGAUCUGUCAUUGAUAUGUAAUGGCUCUCCUUUUUUCCUUCCUUUUAUAUGUUUGAUUGGGGCUUUUUGUAAGUAAUAUACGUAUUGUAAUUGAAUUCUACAAAGAAAAAUGAGCCUUUAUUUAUCGAAUAUAGUCAAAGAACAUCUCUUUCGGUAGUCUUUCAUUCUUAUUUUACUGUAUGCAAACUAUUUCAAUAGUGCUCGUAAAUUUUCUUUGGUAUAUUUUA
Messenger RNA from Zingiber officinale, 3135 nucleotides. RefSeq names its product microtubule-associated protein TORTIFOLIA1-like. Gene Ontology annotation, biological process: unidimensional cell growth; multicellular organism development; circumnutation. NCBI's taxonomy places the organism in Eukaryota, Viridiplantae, Streptophyta, Magnoliopsida, Zingiberales, Zingiberaceae. Bases 42 to 2870 code for a protein of 942 amino acids. The record is from RefSeq and is a predicted model, not a curated record. Gene Ontology annotation, molecular function: microtubule binding. Gene Ontology annotation, cellular component: cortical microtubule, transverse to long axis. The transcript is spliced from 6 exons.